Molecule: messenger RNA, 5030 nt
Organism: Neofelis nebulosa (Clouded leopard)
Lineage: Eukaryota; Metazoa; Chordata; Mammalia; Carnivora; Felidae
Gene: WNT5A
Product: Wnt family member 5A
Exons: 5
Coding region: 1357-2499 (380 amino acids)
Biological process (GO): neuron differentiation; cell fate commitment; canonical Wnt signaling pathway
Cellular component (GO): extracellular region
Molecular function (GO): cytokine activity; frizzled binding
Source: RefSeq, a predicted model, not a curated record
UCAGUCAGUCUGCGGGGCACAGGAUCGCGUGGAAGGCUGCUGCAAGCUCCAAGGCGCCGCCUCCGCCGCCCAGAGUCCGGUUCGGUGCGGCCGCCGCCGAGCGAGCUCCUCCCGCCGCCGCCGCCGCCGCGCCGUGCCCCCGACCGCCCGCCGCCCGCUUGCAAGCUCGCCCGCCCCUGGGGCCCCGGCGCCAAACGAGGUGGGCAGCCACGCCGGCCAUGGACCGCCAGAACUGAACAGCCGCCGCGGAGCCCCUGGCCCUCGCCCCUCCCCAGCCCCACGCCCGCGGUGCCCUCGCCCCUCUUCGCCCUUCGCCCAGGAAAGGCGGGGAAAAGACGGGGAUUAACCCGAAGAAAGAAGGGAGUGGGGGGGGGGGUGGGGAGAGCCAGUAUCUCCCCUGGGGCAAUCGCCCAUCGCCCCCCGAUCCCACCGCGCGCAGAACUUUCGGGGGACGACUUUUACCCAUUUUGCGCCCCCUUUUUGCCAAACCGUAAAAUGAAAGGACAAAAGUUGGCGCUGACUCUUGUAGCUCCGAUGGCGACUUGUGCAUUUUCAGCGGCAUCUCCUGGAGAAAAAGCCCUGCGCGCCUGAUUGUUCUGUGGCCCCAAAGAUUCAGUGUGUGCGUGUGGGGGGGGGGGGUGGGGGGGGGUGUGUGGGUGUGUGUCUGUGUGUGUACACAGACGUCCACACACUCACUCGCGGCCGCAGGAUCAGCGCCUGGAAGCAGACGUUUCGGCCACAGACUUGGAGAGGAGGAGCUGGAGAUCGGGAGGCGUGAGCCGCCAGGAGUUUGCAGAAUCCGUGGUGUGAAUGAACUGGGGGCACCUGGGCGCGCGGAUCGCCCCCGCCCCCGCCUAGGGCCAGAGUUGAGUAGUGGGGGCAUUUUUUUUUCACCCUCUUGUGAAGAAUUUUUUUUUUUUUUAUUAUUUGUUGUAAAGUCUUUUGCACAAUCACGCCCACAUUUGGGGUUGGAAAGCCCUAAUUACCGCCGUCGCUGAUGGACGUUGGAGAGGGAGCGCCUCGCCGCGGAACAGUCGCCUGCACGCCCUCGCCGGACCCGCGGCUCCCUUGUUGCGCGCCGGCCCGGCUUUGCCUUUGCUACCGGCCGACGGGCUUCGGCGCCCGCUCGGUUCCCUGGCGCAUCCCGGCGCUGCUCCGGCUCGGGCCCCCAAACUUGGGCGUCAGUGACCGCUUCGCCUGUGAUUUCCUGCGCCUGCCGGACGCGCCCAGGAGGAGCCCGAAGCUCUGCGCCGGAUCGUCCCCCCAGGCUUAACCCGGCCGCUCCGCUCGGAUUCCUCGGCUGCCCUCGCUCUAGUGGCGACUUCCUCCCCGCAGCCGCGUCCCCUCCCCCUCGCCAUGAAGAAGGCGAUUGGAAUAUUAAGCCCAGGAGUUGCUUUGGGGAUGGCUGGAAGUGCAAUGUCUUCCAAGUUCUUCCUAAUGGCUUUGGCCAUAUUUUUCUCCUUCGCCCAGGUUGUAAUAGAAGCCAAUUCUUGGUGGUCGCUAGGUAUGAAUAACCCUGUUCAGAUGUCAGAAGUAUAUAUCAUAGGAGCACAGCCUCUCUGCAGCCAACUGGCAGGACUUUCUCAAGGACAGAAGAAACUGUGCCACUUGUAUCAGGACCACAUGCAGUACAUCGGAGAAGGCGCGAAGACAGGCAUCAAAGAAUGCCAGUAUCAAUUCCGACAUCGAAGGUGGAAUUGCAGUACCGUGGAUAACACCUCUGUUUUUGGCAGGGUUAUGCAGAUAGGCAGCCGCGAGACGGCCUUCACGUACGCGGUGAGCGCCGCGGGGGUGGUGAACGCCAUGAGCCGCGCGUGCCGCGAGGGCGAGCUGUCCACGUGCGGCUGCAGCCGCGCCGCGCGCCCCAAGGACCUGCCGCGGGACUGGCUGUGGGGCGGCUGCGGCGACAACAUCGACUACGGCUACCGCUUCGCCAAGGAGUUCGUGGACGCGCGCGAGCGGGAGCGCAUCCACGCCAAGGGCUCGUACGAGAGCGCGCGCAUCCUCAUGAACUUGCACAACAACGAGGCCGGCCGCAGGACGGUGUACAACCUGGCUGAUGUGGCCUGCAAGUGCCACGGGGUGUCGGGCUCCUGUAGCCUCAAGACCUGCUGGCUGCAGCUGGCUGACUUCCGCAAGGUGGGCGACGCCCUGAAGGAGAAGUACGACAGCGCGGCCGCCAUGCGGCUCAACAGCCGGGGCAAGCUGGUGCAGGUCAACAGCCGCUUCAACUCGCCCACCACGCAGGACCUGGUCUACAUCGACCCCAGCCCCGACUACUGCGUGCGCAAUGAGAGCACGGGCUCGCUGGGCACGCAGGGCCGCCUGUGCAACAAGACGUCCGAGGGCAUGGACGGCUGUGAGCUCAUGUGCUGUGGCCGCGGCUACGACCAGUUCAAGACCGUGCAGACGGAGCGUUGCCACUGCAAGUUCCACUGGUGCUGCUACGUCAAGUGCAAGAAGUGCACGGAGAUUGUGGACCAGUUCGUGUGCAAAUAGCGGGCGCUCGACGCCUGCCUGUCACCCUGCCCCGCUCCCAGGACCCACUUAUUUAUAGAAAGUACAGUGAUUCUGUUUUUUUUUUUUUUUAAUAUUGUUUUAUUUUCCCCUGAGAAUUACAACCGGAACCAUUUUUUUCUGUUCCCAUCUAAAAACUCUGUGGUUUAUUAUUAAUAUUUUAAUUAUUAUUUGGCAAUAAUGGGGGGUGGGAACCAAGAAAAAAAUAUUUAUUUUGUGCAUCUUUGAAAAGGUAAGGCAAAACUUCUUUUGACGGUACAGGAUGAGGGGGAAUUACAUGUACCCUUAGUUGUGUGCACAUCUAGAAGGGAAAAAUGUUUUCUUUUUCUCAACUAAGGGGUCAGAUAUGGAACAGGUAGCAUCCAACUGGAAGGGGGUGGUACAGAUCUAUGCAGGACCCAGCCUCUGUGAUCAAAGUGAAUUGCGAAUGCUCUGGGGAGGGUGGAGAGGUCUUGAGAAACCAACAAAAAAUGAGGCGCCCUCCCCCACCCCCUUCCCUAGGGACUGCCAACCUGAAACAGUUUCAAAAUGGUAAUUUAAAAGGUAACAGCCAGAAUCUCCUAUCCUUCAAAGGAAGAAGGUAUAUUAUUUGUGUCUGUUUUCUCAAACAUUCUAUCUGCAGAUGGUCUUAACACUAGUAGCUACUGAAACUUGGGGAGCAGGGAGGAAAAUCCCGGUAGUUGAAGACCUGAGAAACACAGGUAUCAAGAUACUGACUUGAAGCUGUUAACAGGUAUUAGGUUAUCAGAUUGGAAAAGGAUUCCCAUGUGGUUCUGGGUACUAGACUUUUUGUUUGGAGAGAGGUGGGGAGGUUGGCUUGAAUAUGAAGAAAAAUAUACUGUAAUUUUCUUAGGGAUACUUGGUUAAUAAAUAACAUUAAUGAAAAAUAAUAAAUGAAUCCAUUCACAGAUCCUCAGCCCAGACGACAAGGUAAUUAUGUGCAGGUCAGCGUUGCACCAGAGCAGAAAACCUGUUUGAGGGGAAAGAGUGAAAUCGGUCCUCCUACUUGACCCCAGGACCUCUCUGAUUCCUCCUUGCUUUGCUUCGAUGUGAUGCUGGCCAUGUUGCGAAAGGCAGCAGCUCAACUGGGUCCCCUUUGAUUGUGGGACAGGAAAUGAAGUAUUACAAGCUCCACUUGGGAAACAGUCCACUACUUAGGGAUUUUUUUUCCCCUAAAACUUUUAUUUGGAGGAGCACCAGUUUUUGUAUGUUUUAAUGACGUUAACAUGGCUAAUGGAGUUCCCAGAGGUGCUGCUGCGUUCACUGUUGUGAUCCUGUGUAGAGACUUUCCACUCAAGCUUUUCCUAUUAUACUGCAGGUGUGCCCCAAGACUGUUCUAGUGUACUUGAACAGUUGCAUUUAUAAGGGGGGGAUACGGUUUAAUGGUGCCUCAUAUCUCAAAGUCUUUUGUAAAUAACAUAUAUAUAUAUACACACACACACACAUCUAUAUAUAAAUAUAAAUAUAAUUAUAUCUCAGUGCAGCCAGUGAUUUCUAGUUUACUCUGGGGUUAUUUCUCGGUCUAGAGCAUUGUUAUCCUUCAUUGCAAUCCAAUUGGGAUUUUUCCAAAAGGUUUCUGGGUUGAGCCUGGGCUGUGGCCCUGAUGUGAUCACAUCUUAAGCAUCACGAAGCAGCCUUGUUUCUGAGGAAUCUGGAAGGUCUUACCUGAUAUGCAUGUUGGUUUGAAGACUUCUUUCAUCAUCCCUGUGCCACCCCCUUUCUCCAACCUCCAUUUCUGUACACUUUCCAGAAAGGGCAUUACUCCUUUGUCAUAGAGGUGGAAAUGAAGAGUUUCAAAACUCGGAAGCUUUGUCAAUGCGUCUGUUUCCUUGGUUCAUUUUGCAGAGUGAAAACCGGUGCCUGUUAGAUCUGGAGGUACCUGAGUCCAAGGAAAACUGAGCUUACGACAUACAUAGCUAGUUAGAGAGAUUUUUUUUUUUUUUAAAGCAAGGACACCGUUUUCCUAAAAAUGCCAUCAAAUGUGUUCUUAUCUCAGACUUACGCUGUUCUAAAAGUUUGGAAAGAUACACAUCUCCUGCAACCGUCCUAGGCUUGGUGGUCUUCAUAAUCACCUCCACCACCUGUGGCUCUUAAUUUAUUGCACAAGGAUAUUCACUUCCCCUCAGUUGCAGUGAAUUGCAAGCAAAAGAUCUUGAAAUUAAAAAGCACUAAUUAGUUUAAAAUGUCACUUUUUUGGUUUUUAUUAUACAAAAACCAUGAAGUAAUUUUUUUUAUUUACUAAACCAGAUUUUGUUCCUUUUUAGUGAUUCAUGUUUAUGAAGAGAGUUGAGUUUAACAAUCCUAGUUUUUAAAAGAAACUAUUUAAUGUAAAAUAUUCUACUUGUCAUUCAGAUAUUAUGUAUAUCUUCUAUGGCCUUUAUUCUGUACUUUUAAUGUACAUAUUUCUGUCUUGCGUGAUUUGUAUAUUUCACUGGUUUAAAAAACAAACAUUGAAAGGCUUAUGCCAAAUGGAAGAUAGAAUAUAAAAUAAAACGUUACUUGUAUAUUGGUAA